UGAGAAAAUACUUGCAAUAAUUAUUUUUGUGAAAUAAUAGAGGCCAUCGUGCAAUCAUACAACAAAAGUAAAGAGUUGAUUUGCACAGUGCCAUUCUAAAUUCACUGCUGUUCUGUAUUUUUAAUAAUCCCUUCUUAUUCAUUGUAUACUUGAGAGGUUCAACGGAGUGGCCACUGUAGUAUCUUUAGCUGUUUAAUACUAAACAUUGUAAUGUUUCAGUUGGUGUCUUUAGCGAUCCCUGCUGGCCCACAUGAUUAAUUCAGUGGCAGCUCUUUCAUUUCGGCUGCUGAAAGGAGGGCUGCGUUUUUUUUGUUUUGUUUGUAGAAGCCGAGGAUAGUGCCAAAAAGGAGCAAGAGAAGGACUGUUUUUGCAGGUAACGAUCAGCUACACGAUAACAUCCCCAUUUAAACACGACGACUGUUGGUUACUGACUGUAUUCCUGUUAUGAAAAGGGAUGGCGAGCAUUAAGCUAAUUUCAGCAGCGGACUCUCAGUACUCUGGGACACUCUUGAAGGCUCUCAAUGAGCAGCGCAGCACUGGACUCUUCUGCGAUGUUACCAUUAUCGUACAGGACCGUAAAUUCAGAGCCCACAAAAACAUCCUGUCGUCUUCCAGCACUUACUUCCAUCAGCUUUUUUCAGUUGCUGGCCAGGUGAUUGAGCUUAACUUCAUAAAGGCAGAGAUUUUUGAAGAAAUACUGAAUUACAUUUACAGUUCAAAAAUCAUCCGGGUCCGAUCGGAUAUUCUGGAGGAGCUCAUUAAGUCUGGUCAGACGCUAGGAGUCAAAUUCAUUGCUAACCUGGGUUUGCCCCUCUCCCAGGUCAAAGGAUUACCUGGUUUGUCAAAAGAUUCUGUACCGGACGGUGUGGGUUCCAGUUCAGCAUCCAAAGGCCCAGGCUCGCAAAAUAUCCCAGCCAAAAAUGAUCUAAUUACCCAAGAGGCAGGUGGUGAGGCCAUGCCCAUUAUAACUGAGGCCUUCUCUCUGUCCAGCGAGGAAUUCAAGCAGUCCGAAGGUUUUGUUGACGAUGAUUCAGAUAGCGAUGAUGUCAUCUUCUGCUCUGAAAUUACACCCCCAAAAUCUGGUGUAUCCAGCAGCACAGCGACACAAUGUCAGUCCAACAGCACAGCGACACAAGGUCAGACCAACCCUUCUGAAAUUAUCGACCUAGAAGAAGAGGAGACAGCAGAAAACAGUCCGCCUGAUCCUGUUAGCUCCUCUAGGUUGAUUCAGGGUAAUACUGAGAAAAACUCUAGUGUGGUAACAAUACCCUUUAGUGAACAGGAGGAAGCUAAUCCAGCACCUGGCACAAGCUCUUCACAUAACCAGCCUGACUCCAGUUCCCUCGCCUCCCUCCCGGAGCAUGAAAGUCCUGACACCAGCAUGAAUCUUGCCUCUCCAACCGGCUCUUCAUCUUGGGACAGCUUCUGCAGUCCCCCAUCCACCCCAGUUCCAGUGACUAGUUCCCCAACAGGCAUGUACCCCAGCACUAAAGCAAAGGAAAACCAUGAAGCCAGAGGAGUCCAGAAGAAGCAGGUGAUCGCUCUCUUAGAGAACGCUGCAAGCAAACCUGGGGAAUUCAAAAUCAAGCUCUCAGACAUAGGGUCGGCAAGCCGUUCCAUAAAUGGAGCCGCUGAGUUGAAGGGCUCUGAAAACAUCACGGGUGGGAAGAAGAUCAUAACCUUGGACAAAGGUGCUGAAAUCGACGCUUUGUCAACUGGGUGCAAGGUGUACGCUAAUAUUGGAGAGAACACCUAUGACAUCGUCAUUCCAGUGAAAGACGACCCCGGGGAAGGAGAUUCCCAAUCCGGUGGGGGGAAGAAAUCCAGAAUGGCUACAAGUGACGAGCUGGACACCUCCCCAAGCCGGAAAAAGAUCAGAGUGAAGCACGAUGACCAUUAUGAGCUGAUUAUGGACGGACGGAUCUUUUAUAUCUGUAUUGUUUGCAAGCGGUCGUACGUGUGCCUGACGAGCUUGAGGCGGCACUUCAACACCCACUCCUGGGAGAGGAAGUACCCGUGCCGCUACUGUGACAAGGUGUUCGCUCUCGCCGAGUACAGAACGAAGCACGAGAUCCAUCACACAGGAGAGCGCCGCUACCAGUGCUUGCUUUGUGAAGAGUAUUUCAUCAACUACCAGGUGUUGUCCUCGCACUGCAAGUCCGUUCACAACCAGGAUCCCUCUGGGAAAAAGGAGAAGGACGACAACGAAUCCAAAUUGUACCGUCUGCUCCCUUGCAAAUCCUUGCAGCUCAGGCCGUACUCCUACGUCUCCAACCCCUCGGGUGGAAUACCCAUUAUAAACGAGGACGGACUUGUGUACCAUGUGGAUCCCAGCAAAGCGGGGUCCGGGUUCAGCCCAGGCUCCCAGCCGCUCGCAACGGGCAAGCAGGUAGUGCACUGGGAUGAUAUUUUUGUCCAUCCUGGGUCGGGGCAGCCAGCGACUUACGUACAUCCCUCUGAAGGCACUUCCGAGUUUGAAUUUGUUAUACCAGAGUCCUACUGAAAGCAGUUUGCAGACAGCAAGUUUUUUUUUUUUUUUCUGCUCUUUGUGGUCCAAGACAAACUCCUACUCUAAAACCAUGUCGGGUGUGAAUCUGAGUCAUGUAUGUAGGACAUCUCAACGUAGCACUGGCUUGGUGGCCUGAGGCAGCUAGGUUUUAGUAAGCAACCUUGGGCACUUAAAUCUCUCUUUUUUAAUUGUGGUAGGUGAACUAUAACGUUUAGCUGGUUACUUUUUGUAUGAAAGUAUUCUUUUAAUAAGUUCUGUUACCCAUAGUUGGAUUAGGAAAAAAAUGAAAUAGAAAUCAAGUUACAGAUUAUAUUCCAAGAUAAGCAUUUGCAAAACGAGAUGCUCUUUGAACUGCAAGGCAUCGGUUUCCUAGAAUGUGAAGCAACUGUUUCAAGUUGUUAGAGAUACGUGCAGCAGUUCAGCAUCUUAGGUUUGGGUUUCCGUAUAUACCAUGAUUUUAGAGCGCAGCAUUACCGGAGAGCAGACGAAAUUGCUUUACAUACAAGAAUGCACCUGACAAACAAUCUGGUGUGAAAUGAAAACCAGACCCAGUAUUUAUAGAAUUCUUUCUGAUCCUAGUUCGUGAGUUGUGGUUACCACUGAUGCUUUUACAGUUUUUAGGUAGCAGAUCACCUAAAUUACACUUAGAGACAUUUAUGAAAGAAAAAAUAUUUUUAACAUUCAAACUAGGUAAUUGUAGGGUAUAUUUCAUCAUAGAGUGAAAACGUUAUUCUGUUAAUAUCUUCAGAUUCUCAGCUGUUUAGAAAGGUGUAAUACGGUGUACUUUUGGUGGGUAUUUUGAAUGUUCACCGGAGCGGAAUGGUUAAGACAAGGUGGGUUAGGGUCAGUGAGUCAUCAAACUGGUUUAAAGCCUGUGCUAUUCAUUUUUAAAUUUUUUUUAUUAACUUAAGAAUAAAAACAGACAAUAAAGUAGAAACAGCAAUGUCCAGAAUACAAGUUGUAAAAGAAAAUCAUUAAAUGUAAUGUUUGUUUUUUUCUAUCUUGAACCCAUUACUGCAUACUGUUACUUCUGCAUGUUCAGCAUUUAUGUAAGCCUAUUCCUUCAAUAGAAAAGCAAGGUCAUGAAUGGCUUUGGCUAUUUUCUUGUAUUGAUUUUCAUGUUUAGCAGAAACAUCCAGCUUUCAUGUUUUUUAACUGAUAAAGUCGUGUAAGAAUGUAAGUAGUGCAGGAAUGAUGUCCUAACAGAGGGUCUGUACAAUACAGUUUAUUUACGUCUCACACAGUAAUACAGGUGCUCAUGAAAAGGCAGGUGCUCCCAGUUGCGGUGUUGUGGCAGUGUUGAAAUCCUGGGUGGUUGUGCUGGCUUGUUAGCACCAGCUCCCGAUCAGUCUCCCUCUGCAAUACAAAAACACAUCAGUAGCGAGGGACCGUACUCCCGUAGCUGCGCCCCCUUUGUGCUGCCAAACUCCUCCCUGUGAUCAGCCCGGCGCCACGCUUUAUCCAAUCCCAGCGCACACCACAUCUGAUCACACUAGAGUUGUUUAGCAGUCUUGCAGAGCUCCGCCCUUUCACCAAGAUGGCCAACUUCAGGUUCCAUCCUACGGUCGGCCCGUCCCUAUGAAGGCGUACCACCAACCUUACUUAGCACUCUUCCAGGUCGGGAGGUAGAGUCAUUCUCUCCCGUUCACAGGUUGAUGUCCAUAAUUAACAGCUCGGCAUAUAUAUAUUGAAUAAUAUACACUAUUUGAAUAAUGUUGAAGAGUAGGCAAUGCUUUUUAUAAUGGAAAUUAAUCUUGAAUUGUAGUUUCUGUGUUAGAGAGAGAAGGGGAGUGAUCUGUCUGCUGUCUGAAAAGAGGAUAUUUCUGAAACAUGGUGCUGGAUAUUUGACAUAUUAUCUUCCUUUUUUUUUUCCUUUCACAGCCAGUUGACUCCUUAAGGCCACCAAGCCAAUUAGUGUAGAUCCGCCAAAGUAACACAAUGUUCUGUACAGUAGAGUGUAAGAAAAGAAGAUAAUCAGCUGAAGGGAAUAAAAAAGGGAUAGAUAUUUAAAGUGCUUAAUUGUAUUGAUGUAAAAUUGAAUUCCGUGUAGGAAAAGUGCUGACCUAAACCCUGAUUCCAGAUAUGUCACUAUGUGGCUCAUGCAUAGGAAAUGUAGUUCUGUCUAUCUUUCACUGUGAAAUAUCCCAGUUGCAGAGUUGAGGUUUAGCACAUUGUUCCACUGACUUUUUACUUUAGUGUUUUGAGGAUGAAUUUUAGCAUUCAGUAGGAUUCUUAGCUCACCUGCCCAGUGCUUAUGUAUGGGGGUAAAUGUAACGUAUAGUGAUAGGUGUGUUUUUCCCUGUAACUAACAGCCCUCCGCAUCUGAUGUGUGCAGAAAAGGAGGAUUUGACUUCACCCUUAGGAGAAACAGUGCCAUUCUCUUAAAGAAAUAAUGCAUUUACAGUGCAGCCAAUGGAAAAAGCCCAUUUUAGCAAACAUGUUUGUCACCAUGUUAAAUUCAUUUUCAUUUCUUUUCAUAUUUUGGUAGAAUAUGAACGUUCAGUGGAAUCUGCUUUAUGACGUACAGUAACUUUACUACUGUAUUAGUAAAAAGUGUGUAACUGCGGGUGUGGGGGUCAACAGGGCUGAAAAAAUAUCCCUGUGUCAAUCUGACCCCCUGACCUAACAGGGACCAAACCUGAACUGUAUCUCAACAUUUAACUGUGUCAAAAAUAAUAAAGGAGGAUUGAGAACAAAAAUGUGAUUUAUAGUGGGUAAAAAACACAUGCAUGGCUGGACACUUCGACGUUCCCUGGGCAUGGGUGCAUGGCAAUGUGUGGCACUGCGGUUCAGGGAUGGUUGUUUUGUUAUGGAGGAAGUUAUUGAUUUCAUUUUGUAGAGGACACCGCUGUUUUUAUUCUAACUCCAUCCUGUGGUGACAACAAGCAGACUUCACUUUAUUUUUAUAACAGAUCAUGCUUUCAUAUGAAUACAUUCCCAUUGCACCCCCAGAGGCUGACUGCUGUCUCUGCAUGCACAGAUCCCUUAAGCUAGGGCAGUCUGGAUCUGGGAGAGUGAUAUAUAAGUGCGCUGGGCUAAUCCAGACAAGAUGAGGACGGCAUGCAGCCUCAGGUUGUCUUUAUUGUAAAGGUCUUGUACACCGAAUGUGUUCAUGAUUUCAUGAGUUCAAAACACUUUAUUUGUAGUAUGCCACUGGCACGCUAGUCAUACCUAAAGCAAUUUAGGUAGCAACAAAGUUAUCAAUAGUUUGAUUGUUUUAAAAAGGUAUUUGGGCAAGCAAAGCAGGGCUGCACUGUUAAAUGGUCUUGGUAUGGUUCUGGGUGAAAUGCUUCUUGUAGUUCAGGUGAAAAGUCCCAUACUUCUCAAUAGCAACGAUUAGGUAUUUUGAUUGAAAAGACUCUGGUUUCUGGUCUACUGGAAACGUAUUCUGUAUGCUGGACACAUGUAAUGCAUCUCCAAGACCGUGCUGUAAUUCUGAGUACAGUUUAGCGUGGGGAGACGAUAUAGAUUCAUGGUGUUAGAAAAUCAUGCAGAAUAUGACACGGCAGCCUGAAGGUUGUCAGUGGAUUGAAUGUUCUUGAUAAUAAGGUCAUUAUGUGCAUUCGUGAUUUAUACUGGAUGCUUAAGAACCCUUAUUUAUAGCACUAUUUGCUACAUGUGCCUGUGGCAACAUUGUAACCCUGUGCUGGCCAGUAGAAAGCACUUCAGAUCUAGUUGUUUUUGUGUGUGUGUGUGUGUUUAAACUACAAUAGAGUGCUUGCCUCAUUUUCCAACUGUCAAAAUUAACUGUCAAAGCAGUGCUUCUGCUUUUCAAACAACGUCUGUAAAUAACUGUACUAAAGCCCGUUACUUAACAUAGUAUUUGGAGUUAGAUUCUUGUUUUGUUUCUUGUAUCUUAUUUAUAGUUCUUAGUGCUUUCGAAAAUGGAAAUAAAACUUUAUGAAUAUA
This is a messenger RNA of Acipenser ruthenus (sterlet), 6418 nucleotides long. RefSeq names its product transcriptional regulator Kaiso-like. The coding region runs from base 455 to 2503 and encodes 682 amino acids. The transcript has 2 exons. Gene Ontology annotation, cellular component: nucleus. Gene Ontology annotation, biological process: regulation of transcription by RNA polymerase II. Lineage: Eukaryota; Metazoa; Chordata; Actinopteri; Acipenseriformes; Acipenseridae. Gene Ontology annotation, molecular function: DNA-binding transcription factor activity, RNA polymerase II-specific; RNA polymerase II cis-regulatory region sequence-specific DNA binding; protein binding. The record is from RefSeq and is a predicted model, not a curated record.